This is a messenger RNA of Bradysia coprophila, 1969 nucleotides long. RefSeq lists its product as uncharacterized. Gene Ontology annotation, molecular function: RNA binding; protein binding. The record is from RefSeq and is a predicted model, not a curated record. NCBI's taxonomy places the organism in Eukaryota, Metazoa, Arthropoda, Insecta, Diptera, Sciaridae.
AAAUAGUGGCACAUGUUUUUGGACAGUGGUUUGCAGGGUGGUUUGCCCCUCGAUGAUGAACGAACGAAAAUAUAAAAAAUCCAACACCAUCAGUACACCAAAGUAUGUAUUGGGUCACUGUUGGAUUAUUCUCAAUCAGUAAAUCAAUUUUAAGAUUAAAUUCGAUUUAAUUCAAGUGAUUCCGUCGUUCUGAUUGUUAUUUCUUACGUGUAAGAUUACUCAUUUACCGCGCCAUUUAACGAUCUAAAAUUCAUUGAAAUGCCAUUUAUUUGGGACGAUUUGUACUGGCACGUAAUCGGUAAGGAUGAGGAGUACGACAAAAAUCGAUUUGCUGUGGUCCGAACACUAUUCAUUCAAUUGAAUCCAAAGUAUUACUACCACUCGAAAGCUCUGAUAACAUUCAACCGAGUCCAUCUCCGCAAAGAGUUCGAAAACUAUGGGAACAUCGAAUCGGUAGAGUUGCUUACCAACGGCAAAUCCGAGGCGUACAUCACAUUCGUUGACGACAAAUCGGCUGCGAUGGCAUUUGGUUUGAUGAACUGUGAGAACGAUCUCAAAAUAACGGAACGCGAGUAUUUAUGCUUCAAAAAGUAUAACGUACACAUUGCCAACACGUGGCAUCAACCCACCGAACUGACAACCUCGUAUGAUGAUAACGAUAGAACGGCAGUGAAUGCCGACGAUUCAACACCGGCUAUAUUUGCACUGAAUGAAGAUUGUCUUCGCCAAAUAUUUACAUUUUGUGAUCUCGAAUCGUUGAACAAUCUUUCGCAAGUGUGCAAGACGUUCAACGAUCUGUUGUCACCCGAAAACGGAUCCACAACAUUCCGACAAUUUAAGACACUUCGGUUGGUUGUGGACGUGGUUGAGAAAGAUCGGCUAGGUAAAUUGAUGACACUUGGCAAAGCUCGUAAGUUCCUGAAACAUGUCGGGCCAUUCGUAACGAAGUUGGUGAUCAAGAAACUGGACGAAGCGAAUGUGCAACGAUAUUUCGAAAAGAUGGUCCAAUAUGUGGGCGAAGAUAUAAAAGAACUGGAAAUUUAUGAUGUCCAAUUAACCAAUGGUUUGAUCACGAUAAUUCAACCAAUUUUGCGUCGUCUUUCAGUGUUGACAAUUAAAAUUUUUAAGAAUAGCCAAGACAUUGACUUUGAAGCAGUGUGCCCCAAUGUUACAAAAUUCAAGAUCGCCGGCAUAAUGAGCAUGGAACGAAACUGCAAAUGUUGGCCCAAUUUACGGCAUGUCUCGCUCCUCAGCGACAUACUCUUACCGGAAACAUUUUGCGCGUUCGUCACCCUUAAUCCACACCUGAACGGUCUUAAAUUUUUCCAUCAAAAUUUCCAACAAAUUCAAUCAAUCGUCAGCAAUCUAUCGAAUUUGUCAAAAUUGGGAAUCAACUGCAAAUACAAACCGAUUACUGCAUUGCAACUGAACCAUUUGGUUCAGCUCGAUCAUCUGACUCAGUUGACUCUGUGGAAUUUAACGGGUCACGCAUCGAUCGUUGAAGUAUUUCUGGUUUUGGUUAAAUUUACAGGAUUGCGUGUACUCAAAUUGCAUAUUUCUGAGGAUCAAAAUCAUGAGGCAUUGGACAGCACGGUCUAUGAAUUGAAACAACAGACAUUAGCUGUUGUAGCCCAAAAACUAAUCAACUUGGAGACACUGAUGCUGUUCAACAUAAAAUUGGAUGAGUCAACGGUGUUCGAUAUGGUACGAUCGGCUAGUCAGCUGAAAGCGUUGCAUAUUCAUGCCUUGAGUUUGAAUGUCGAGUGGAACGAAUCACUAGUAACUGGAAUUCUGAACAUACGAAAAAUUCAACAACAUGAGCAUUUGCUGAAAUUGUUUCUGGACAGAGAUUUGAAUGUGUUGAUAUCAAAAGGGGAUCAGAGAUAUUUAAGGAUUUAUUGUUAUCAAUUCGGGUGUCGACACAACAAACUGAAAAAUUGCAAAAAGUAAAACCAUAGUCCAAAUUGAA